GCUUCCUGGGAUCUAUCUCGCGGGGUCGAUAUACUAACUCGUCUCUAGCACUCCGGUGUCCUCCUCCAGUACUACGGCCUGACUGAGGCCAACUACUACACCGUUCUCUUCGGUGUCUCCCGUGCUCUGGGUGUCUUGCCACAGCUGAUCAUUGACCGUGCUCUCGGUGCCCCCAUCGAGCGCCCCAAGAGUUUCAGCACUGAGGCCUAUGCCAAGCUCGUCGGUGCUAAGCUGUAGAUUUGUCAAUGAUUUGAACCCCCCCCGGCGGAUGUGGAGUUUUUGUUACGAAUAAACACUUUAUACUUUGUAUUAUGCCUAUCUUGUUCUUGGAUUAUCCCUCUUUUUUUCUUUCUGCCUGGGAUCCGCCAAGUGUUGGGGUUGGCUCGAUUAAUGUAUGAUAGGGCACGGUUCGAGCGAGCCUAGUAACAACACUUUUAAAAUGAUCUGUCUAUUCCCAGACGUUCUGGUUGCCUUCUUGGCUUUCUUUCUUUCUUUUUCUUUCUUCCCUCCAUCUCCCCCUCCCUUUCACUCUCGUGAUCUAAUCUGCGUGCCAUGUUGUACAUGAGUUAUCAAGCUGGAGUGGGCUCUAUCCACCCAAGUAGGACUGAAGGGCGAGCGCGGCGGGUGUGAAGUAGACAUUCUCUUAUCCAUCAUGACCCGCGGCAAAGGAUGCGCCUCUUUAAAACGGAUUGACUCUGGACGGAGUACUCCGGGAAAGGAAGACAG
Messenger RNA from Aspergillus uvarum CBS 121591, 726 nucleotides. RefSeq lists its product as uncharacterized. Lineage: Eukaryota; Fungi; Ascomycota; Eurotiomycetes; Eurotiales; Aspergillaceae. The transcript has a single exon. The record is from RefSeq and is a predicted model, not a curated record. The coding region runs from base 395 to 565 and encodes 56 amino acids.